Molecule: messenger RNA, 664 nt
Organism: Planococcus citri (citrus mealybug)
Lineage: Eukaryota; Metazoa; Arthropoda; Insecta; Hemiptera; Pseudococcidae
Gene: ND-B18
Product: NADH dehydrogenase (ubiquinone) B18 subunit
Exons: 3
Coding region: 123-518 (131 amino acids)
Cellular component (GO): mitochondrion
Source: RefSeq, a predicted model, not a curated record
AAUGAAGACAAGUGAUAAAAUUGGAAUGAACUUGGUGAAAAAGAUAAGGAAAAUAAGAAAAUAGAAAUGGAAUUUACUGUGAACGUUUGAGCAUUCAAGUACGUUUAUUUUGUGAGAUUACAAUGGGAAAUUCCAUUAAUUAUUAUCUUCUCCAUCCGGAAACAACACCUCACGACAAGUCUCCGAUAAAAUUUGAUCCUCUAGCUGGCUUUCCUGAAGGAGCUAGAAAAGUAAAAGAAUUCAAAGUGACAAAGGCGGAGCUUGAAUCUAUGCAAGUAUCUGAAGAGUAUAUCGACUAUUGUUUGCAUAAACAGCUACGAUGGAAAUCUUGCCAAGCCGAUCAUAUGCCAUUUGUGUCGGUCUGCAGUCCUCAAUUGCACGCAUAUCAGGCUUGCAUGUUCGAAGAACAUAAAGAUAGAAUGCGAGAUUACGAAAGAGAACGUAGGAUUUUGCAAAGAAAACAACGUCGUCUGGAAAAAGAAAGGGAAAAGCAACAAGAAGUUUUGAGUGCUGCUUGAAUUAUGAUACAAUUAGAAAAGUAUUCAUCGAUAUGUAUGGUAGUUUUCUCUUUUAAUUUUCGUUUCGAAAUUUUUUCUGUUUGUAAAUACGCUGUUUAGAAAAUGUAUUCGUGUGAGUUAAAAUAAAGCUCAUUUCGAUUCUUGAA